AUGCGUACCACAGCAUCAGUCAAACCAUCCCACUACCCAGCGAUACCCUUCCACAUUAUCCGCGCAACGGGUCUCAUUUCGACCUUUAUCGUAGGAAUUAUUCUUGCUGUCUUUAUCACCAACCUACACAGCCAUGGCUACAAGCUUCCGUGGGCCUUCCUGGUCCUCCUAAUCGCCACCGUCCUGACCCUUCUCAACUACAUUCUCACGACACUGACCCACUGCUUCUAUGGCCUCUCCCCACGCCUCUCCCUAACCACCAAUUCCAUCCUCCUAGUUCUCUGGCUCAUCUCCCUUGGCCUACUGAGCUACUGUCUUGCGCACACCAUCCUGACCAGCUGCACUACCACCUACUGGGGCACCUCAACCGGCAUCAACGUGUGCCGCAUCUACAAGGCGCUCUUCACGUUCACCAUCCUCGCGACCGCCGCCCACAUCGCCGCCGUCGUCCUCGAUGUGAUCGUCCGCCGACGCCAGACCCGCCUGGGCGAAUACGACCCCAUGGCCAGCAACGCCGCCCUCAACGACUACAAGAUGCACAACCGCGGGAGCAGCGUCAUGUCCGGCGGCGUGGGCCCCUACCACCCGGACGACAUGUACGCCCAGCCGCAUCCCGCGCAGCAGGGGCCCUACGGGUACCCCGCCGGCCAGGAGGCCUAUCACGAUGCACCACCGCCCAACAUGCCGGGCCAGUAUAUGUCCCCGCCGCCGUCGUAUAGCGGGCUGGGAGCCCACGCCGGCGCCGCAGCAGAGCACGACCGCGCUCACGAGGUGGAACAGUACAGCGACGCUGCGGCGGCGGGAGAUCUCGGGGCACAACACCCCAUGCCGCGGGUGCGGUUCAGCGCGUAUGGAGCUUCGGCGUCCACCAUGGGCUAUAACCGUCCCGUGGAGCAGACGGGGUAUGAUGCUGGGGCGUAUCGCUAG
Molecule: messenger RNA, 927 nt
Organism: Aspergillus aculeatus ATCC 16872
Lineage: Eukaryota; Fungi; Ascomycota; Eurotiomycetes; Eurotiales; Aspergillaceae
Exons: 2
Coding region: 1-927 (308 amino acids)
Source: RefSeq, a predicted model, not a curated record